Messenger RNA from Propithecus coquereli (Coquerel's sifaka), 1520 nucleotides. RefSeq names its product hexosaminidase A (alpha polypeptide) (gene HEXA). Gene Ontology annotation, cellular component: membrane. Gene Ontology annotation, biological process: carbohydrate metabolic process; ganglioside catabolic process; glycosaminoglycan metabolic process. NCBI's taxonomy places the organism in Eukaryota, Metazoa, Chordata, Mammalia, Primates, Indriidae. The record is from RefSeq and is a predicted model, not a curated record. Gene Ontology annotation, molecular function: beta-N-acetylhexosaminidase activity. The transcript is spliced from 12 exons. The coding region runs from base 10 to 1323 and encodes 437 amino acids.
CGGCGGGCCAUGGCAGGCCCCAGGCUUUGGUUUUCGCUGCUGCUGGCGGCGGCGUUCGCGGAGCCGGCGACGGCCCUGUGGCCCUGGCCCCAAUACAUCCAGACCUCCGACCGGCGCUACGUCCUCUAUCCGAACAACUUCCAAUUCCAGUACCACGUCAGUUCGGCCGCGCAGCCCGGCUGCUCCGUCCUCGACGAGGCCUUCCAGCGCUACCGCGACCUGCUCUUCGGUUCCGGGUCUUGGCCCCGACCGAACCUCACAGGAAAACGGCACACUUUGGAGAAGAAUAUAUUGGUUGUCUCUGUAGUCACAUCUGGAUGGAACCAGUUUCCUACUUUGGAGUCAGUGGAGAAUUAUACCCUGACCAUAAAUGAUGACGAAUGUUUACUCCUCUCUGAGACUGUCUGGGGAGCUCUCCGAGGUCUGGAGACUUUUAGCCAGCUUGUCUGGAAAUCUGCUGAGGGCACAUUCUUUAUAAACAAGACCGAGAUCGAAGACUUUCCCCGCUUCCCUCACCGGGGCCUGCUGUUGGAUACAUCUCGCCAUUACCUGCCACUGUCUAGCAUCCUGGACACUCUGGGGUCCUACAACCCUGUCACCCACAUCUACACAGCGCAGGAUGUGAAAGAGGUGAUUGAAUACGCACGGCUUCGGGGCAUCCGCGUGCUGGCAGAGUUUGACACUCCUGGCCACACUUUGUCUUGGGGACCAGGUAAGAAUAACUCCAACCCAGAUAUCCAGGCCUUUAUGAAGAAGAAAGGCUUUGGUGAGGACUUCAAGCAGCUGGAGUCCUACUACAUCCAGACGCUGCUGAACAUCGUCUCCUCUUAUGGCAAGGGCUACGUGGUGUGGCAGGAGGUGUUUGAUAAUAAAGUAAAGGUUCGGCCAGACACAAUCAUACAGGUGUGGCGAGAAGAGGUGCCAGUAAGCUACAUGAAGGAGCUGGAACUGAUCACCGAGUCUGGCUUCCGGGCCCUGCUCUCUGCCCCCUGGUACCUGAACCGUAUAUCUUAUGGCCCUGAUUGGAAGGAGUUCUACCUAGUGGAACCCCUGGACUUUGAAGGUGCCCCUCAGCAGAAGGCUCUGGUGAUUGGUGGAGAGGCCUGCAUGUGGGGAGAGUAUGUGGACGGCACAAACCUGGUCCCCAGGCUCUGGCCCAGAGGAGGGGCUGUUGCUGAGCGGCUGUGGAGCGACAAGCUGAUAGCUGACCUGAAAUUUGCCCAUAAACGUCUGUCGCGCUUCCGCUGUGAGUUGCUGAGGCGAGGUGUCCAGGCCCAGCCCCUCAACGUAGGCUACUGUGAGCAGGAGUUUGAACAGACCUGAGCCAGCUGCUCCAGGCACCGAGGAGGGUGCUGGCCCAAGGAGAGGUGGUGGGGACAGGCUUUCACUGCAUCCUGGCCAGGGGACGGAGCCCCUUGCCACGUGCCCCUGUGCCCGGAAAGAAGGGGGCUGGUGCUGACACUGGCGUCCAAUAAAGAGUGAUGUGGCAUCUUUUUAUAAUAAAUAUGGACUACCUGUGU